GUGAACGAAGCUAAACUUAAGAUAUCUCUUGAUAAGAUGUCUACUUUACUUAGUAAUUUAACUCUCGUAAGUAACAAGCUGCUUUAUAGAGCAGCCAUUAACGAUGUUUUUAGCUUAUUAGAAAGUAGUUUAUUAACCAUAUCUUUUAAAAUUGAAGAUGUAGUUAAUAGUAUAGCAUUAAUCAGUAGUAAUGUUCUGCACCCUUCUGUUAUAACUCCUGCUGAAUUGUAUGAAGAUUUGGUUAAGACUCACCAUCAUAUACCGACCUCUAAACACCUUCCUAUAGAUUUGUAUUUACAAAAUAUGAAUACUCUUAUAAACAUUUCGAAACUAUUAUGUUAUUAUAUGGACAAUAAGGUUGUGUUUGUAUUAAAAAUACCACUAGUUAGUAAUAAAAUUUAUAAUCUGUACCACAGCAUACCGUUACCUUUGCCUCACAACCUAAAUCUCACUGAUUCUUUUGUGAUGAUUGUGCCUACUUAUAAGUAUAUAGCUGUUACUCUGGAUAAAACACGUUAUUCUAAUUUCGACGACCUUCAACAUUGCAAACAUAUGAUAAAUCAAAAUUAUAUUUGUGAAAUUUUUGUAAUACACGAUUCUAGCACUAAUCCUAUUUGUGAAAUUGAAAUAUUGACGAAACCUAUGAAAACUGUCCCUAAGCAAUGUAAUAUCAAGUUCAUUCAUGGAUAUAUAGAUAUAUGGCAACCAAUGAAAAAUAGUAAAUGGAUUUUCACACAAUCAGUACCCUCCAAACUAUCUAUACAAUGUCACGAAAACAUGUACGAAUUAAAUGUAUUUGGUACUGGCAUACUAACCUUGCCCAAUCAAUGUGUAGGUUUUUGUAAAAACACCCAACUUAUACCAUCAAUCCCUGUGUACAGCAUGAACAUUACUCGUGUAGAGAAUAAUUUUAAUAUUAUUAAUGAUAGUUGUUGUAAUAUGGAAAAAUUCCUUAAAACAAGUGUGCCCCGUGAUUCUCUAAAUAAUUAUAAUUUAGAAAAAAUAAAAGAAUUCCCAGAAAUUCAAGUUAAACCUAUUUUAAAAGACCUGGACCAAAUGAUAAACAGGCAACAUAUGGUGAAAUACGGGACCCACUAUUCAAUUAUGUUCUGGAUAACCCUUGUACUUGUAAUUGUAUUCUUUUUUGUGUUUAUGUUCAAGUUUGGUCGCAGUCGCUAUUUGAAUAAUUAUCCCCUUAACGCUGAAAUUUCUCCUGAAAAUAUUAAUGUUUCCACCCUUAGUACUCAAACUGAAACCAGUCCAGCUCCUCAUCCGAGACUUCGUAAUGACUUAUAAAAUUUCCUAACAUAAACUUCGACUUUCAACCCCGAAGUUUAUUCUUAUGCGGGGGGUUGUUAUACCUUUGAUAUGUAAGCUAAUUGGCUUACAGGGCCGCUUGAUCAGCAGCCCCCCCUCUUACAGAUGUAUUGCGCUAUGACCGCUCUUAGUCAGUCCUUUUAGACACUUCAUCCGCGCGGGUUGCGACCAUUCUUAAUUAUUUCCUUUUUUUAAAUCAAUAAAUAUCCGUGUCAAUAAAGUUUUCUUUUUUUUAAAAAGGCUCCC
Molecule: messenger RNA, 1563 nt
Organism: Plutella xylostella (diamondback moth)
Lineage: Eukaryota; Metazoa; Arthropoda; Insecta; Lepidoptera; Plutellidae
Source: RefSeq, a predicted model, not a curated record